AUGCUGGGGAAAACGACCAGGGAAGACUUUGAAUGGGUUUAUUCGGACCAGCCUCAUACUCAAAGAAGAACUCUGAUGCUCAAGAAAUAUCCAGUGAUUAAAACUCUCAUGGGCGCAGAUCCGAACGAAAUUCUCGUCGUAACAUCCAUGGUUUUCGCCCAAGUCCUCGCCUGCUACUUUCUUCAAGAUUCUUCCUGGUUCACCAUCGUCCUCAUGGCGUACAUCUUCGGCGGAACCAUCAACCAUUCCCUGACUCUUGCGAUUCACGAUAUUGGGCACAACACUGCUUUUGGAACGGGAGUCAAAAACGCGUGGAAAAAUCGAUAUUUCGGCUUUGUCGCGAAUUUGCCUCUUGGAGUUCCCUAUUCUGUUACUUUUAAAAAGUACCAUAUUGAUCAUCAUCGCUACCUGGCCGGAGAUGGUCUUGACACCGAUUUACCAACAGAAUGGGAAGGAAAGUUCUUCACCAACGGUCCACUCAAACUCCUCUGGCUCUUUUUAAACCCUCUUUUCUACGCGCUUCGGCCCAUGAUUGUCCGCCCCAAGACUCCAACUCACUACGAAUUCAAGAAUUGGAUUGUUCAAAUUAUCUUUGAUGUUUGGAUUUAUCGAUCUUUCGGAGGAAAGGCGAUGGCAUAUUUGCUCAUUGGAACUUUUCUUUCGCUUGGAAUUCAUCCAAUUGCUGGGCAUUUUAUCGCAGAGCACUACAUGUUUGUCAAGGGUGUCGAUACCUUCUCCUACUACGGACCUUUGAACAUGCUAACCUUCAACGUCGGCUACCACAACGAGCACCACGAUUUUCCGUUCAUUCCGGCUUCGCAUCUUCCCGAGCUGCGAAAGAUCGCACCUGAGUUUUACGAAGAAGUUCCCCAACUUCAAAGCUGGAUCAUGGUUUUGUACGAUUAUGUGAUGGACCCGAAAAAUGGACCUUUCAAUCGAGUUAGGAGAAGAUUCGAUGUUGAUGGAAAAGUCGUCAAGCCAAAGGAGGGAAGCAGCUACACUGACGAACACGCGCGAUUAGGCAAGAACUCCGACCACGAUCCUGUCUACCCAAAUCAAGCCGAAAACAACAACUCUCAAGCUUCAAUUUUCCGGCCAAGCUCAAAUGGCGACGAGCUAGACGACACCUACGCCGACUUUUUCGACAAGUUUUUUGACGCGCGAGAGCGGCAAAAUGAACAUCUCCAGAAAUCGUCGCCUCAGAAUUCCGUCGAGUCUUAUCACGGCUCAUCCGCGUCAUCCCCCACCGAGUCAAACAGUCAGCCGCUGGAGAAGAUUGUAACAAGAAGGAGGAAUCGAGGCAGUGGAGAUUCAAAACAACUGCUCUGCGCUGUCUGCUCGGACAAAUCAACCGGCUACCAUUUCAAUGCAUUGACGUGCGAGGGCUGCAAAGGAAAAAUUAAAAAAUUUUGA
This is a messenger RNA of Oikopleura dioica, 1413 nucleotides long. The record is from the annotation of a GenBank genome assembly. Lineage: Eukaryota; Metazoa; Chordata; Appendicularia; Copelata; Oikopleuridae.